Molecule: messenger RNA, 765 nt
Organism: Papaver somniferum (opium poppy)
Lineage: Eukaryota; Viridiplantae; Streptophyta; Magnoliopsida; Ranunculales; Papaveraceae
Product: 40S ribosomal protein S17-4-like
Exons: 1
Coding region: 105-554 (149 amino acids)
Biological process (GO): translation
Cellular component (GO): ribosome
Molecular function (GO): structural constituent of ribosome
Source: RefSeq, a predicted model, not a curated record
AACCCUUCUCUUCCCAAGCUUGCGCCUCCUUGCAUUACUUUCUUCAGUCUCUCGUUGCAGAAGACCUCCAUCACUUUCUCAAGGGAGUUGUAGCAGCAGCAAACAUGGGGCGUGUUCGUACCAAAACCGUGAAGAAAUCCUCUCGUCAGGUUAUCGAGAGGUACUAUUCAAGGAUGACUUUGGAUUUUCACACUAACAAGAAGAUCUUAGAAGAAGUAGCAAUCAUUCCUUCAAAACGUCUUCGUAACAAGAUUGCUGGUUUCUCUACUCAUCUCAUGAAGAGAAUCCAAAGAGGACCAGUUCGUGGGAUUUCAUUGAAGCUUCAGGAAGAGGAACGUGAGAGGCGUAUGGAUUUCGUACCUGAAGAAUCAGCUAUCAAGACCGACCGUAUUGAAGUUGAUGAGGAUACUAUGGAUAUGCUUGCUGCUUUAGGUAUGACUGAUCUUCCUGGUGUUGUUAAGGUUGAUCCUGUUGCACAAGAUGGUCCUAAGUUUGGUGGUGGUUAUGCUGGUCGUGGAGCUGGUGGACCUGGUGGUGCACCAAGGAGAUACUAGAGACCUUGGUUUGAUGGGUUAGUAGUAGUCUUCUUUUUUCAGGGUUUUGUUUUUACAUUUUCAUCAAGUUUUGGCAUAAGUUGUUGAUUACGGUUAUAUUUUCGAAGUUUAAGAACUAAAAUUGUAGUUGGUUUAAUGGGAAUCCUUGAAGCUUUUUGCUGGAUCUAAUUACUGUUCUUAAUUGGUUAAUGUUUCAUACUUUUCUAUAUCA